Messenger RNA from Bombina bombina (fire-bellied toad), 1811 nucleotides. RefSeq names its product tapasin-related protein-like. NCBI's taxonomy places the organism in Eukaryota, Metazoa, Chordata, Amphibia, Anura, Bombinatoridae. Gene Ontology annotation, biological process: positive regulation of T cell proliferation; negative regulation of T cell proliferation; cellular response to lipopolysaccharide. Bases 37 to 840 code for a protein of 267 amino acids. The record is from RefSeq and is a predicted model, not a curated record. Gene Ontology annotation, cellular component: external side of plasma membrane. The transcript is spliced from 5 exons.
ACGAAAGUGAAAGUAAUAUAGCUCUGCUGCAAGAGAAUGACAAGGACAAAUGGAUCUUGGGUUGUAUUUUAUGUUGUAAUCUUCUUCUUUCAUCAAUCAGAUGCAAUGCUGGGACUGGAUGUUCAUCCUUCAAGUGCUAAAUUGGGAGCCGAUAUUGUCAUCCCUUGUACAUUCCAUGUGCACACACUCCCUGUAAACCCUGAUUUCCUGGCAAUAUUUUGGUACUUUCAAGGAAAAGAGAUUUUGAGAUAUGACACUGUUGUAAGAACGUCACAUCCUAGGGCGUCCCUAGACACAACUAAGGCACCAGAUGGGAAUGCUUCUCUAUUGAUAUCUAAUGUAAAAAUAUUUGAUAGUGGAAUCUACAAGUGUUUGGUGAUCUACACUCCAGAAAAAAUGGAGAAGGAAACCAUUCUUGAUGUAUAUGCUCCGCCAAAAAUAAUAAUCACAAAUAACCUUGUUGUAAAGAAUACGGAGAGUUUUAUAAACUGCACAGUCCAUGGCUUCUACCCAAUCGAUAUUGAAAUUAAAUGGCUCAGAGACAAAGAGGUCCUGGAAUCGUUUCUUCAUUACACAGCAGAGAAAAAUUCUGAUGGGACAUAUUCAGUGAAAAGUGCUGUCAGAAUAUUACCAAAGGAGGAAAACGUAAAUCACACCUACUCGAUCAGGGUCUUACACGUCUCUCUUCAAGAACCUCUCCAGAAAGAUUUCCAGCUUGUCUAUGGAAACACAUCGAAAACAUUAUUGAUAACAAUUUCAAUAUCUGUGUCUGUGGUCAUUGUCAUCUUUAUUGUCAGUGUGUUUUUGAUGAGAAUAUUCAGGACAAGAGGAAUAAAUUGAGGAAAUCUGGAAAUAUAUCAGUAAUUAAAUUAUGAAAAUCCAUAUCUUAUUGUUUCUUUGGUGGACAAGAUUCUAUUUCACAUUCAGGAAAAAAACAAUAUUAUAGAUUUACCCAAGGGACAAACACAAGAAGACGCAGGACCUUGCUUCAGAAGGACAAUGGUGGCUAAUUUUUUUAAAGAUAAGAAAAAAAAAUCAAACAACAUUUUGAAAUCUUUCGCAUAUAAAAAUAUAGUAACAGGGGGCGGAGCCAGCUUUGUAUCUGAGCGGUCGCAUUUUAUCAUAGCUCCGGACUGGAUCCGAAAAUGUAUCCAUAUUAGACCACUCAGUGCAACCUAAUUUGUUUCUAAACCGGGGUAAGGCUAUCAGAGGCUUCCAUAAUCUUCCUGUACCUUGAUCACAGAAGAUCGCUAUUUUCUAGCCUGCAAAAGUUAUUACUGCGGCUACUGGGGAACGGCCAUCUUAUUCCCACGAGGUGCCUAUCUAUAUAUUAGCAGAGGUAGUUCCUUGCGAGAUAUGGAGGAGUUUCAAGCCGUUAUGAUGGCCCAGCUGGAGGCUUUUGACAGCCUGAUGUGCCGCAGAUUCAAGGAUCUGACUGAAAUACUUAGAGACCGAGCUCCACUACUAACUCAUACCACGGAUCCGAAAGGGAGCCUAGAGUUGCCAAUAGCUCAUCCCUUACCACUACAACCUCUCAAGCAGAAGUCCUCAAUGUGCCCUAGUAAAACAGAUGAUAAAUAUGCUCCAACGGAGGCAGGGCAGUCAAAGAGCCUCACAACUGGUAGACCGGAAGCUAUAGCUACAGCCGGGAUCUCCAUGAUUAUGAUGGAGAGGGAUCUCCAGGAUACGGCACCUCAGCAAUUACCCACCGCCGAAUUACAUCCCACAACCGCAGAUGAGCACUAGAGAUGGGAAGUUCGGUUCUUCUUUGUGAAUCGGUUCAUUUCGGACAGUUCGAUUAACUGAACCGG